Cuscuta europaea is the source of this 2290-nucleotide messenger RNA. The record is from the annotation of a GenBank genome assembly. Lineage: Eukaryota; Viridiplantae; Streptophyta; Magnoliopsida; Solanales; Convolvulaceae.
AACACCACCGUUAGCACAAGUAUUUUCAUUCGCAAAAACACUUUGUGGUUCUCUUGUAACAAAUUUUUCUAAAGCUCUUUUUUGAGAUAAAAUAAACUCAUUUGUUUUUUUUUUCUUCAUUCGUUUUUCAUAUCCGGAUUCAUAUUUUCUAACUCUUGGAGCCAUUUUCAAAUAUCAAUUUAUUAAAUUCUAAUUUAUAAAUUAUAAGAUGUAGAUGAAUCCAAAAUUCCAAAUUAACAAUUACAAAGUAUAAACUAGGAAAUGUGAAUGGGAUUAUGGGAACAAAAACACCUGAAGAUUGAAUUGAAGUCCUGAAACAGUCCAAACAGAUUGUGUGCCAAACUGCCAAAGUGCCAAUGCCCACCGCAGCACCGCCCCACCCUCGACUCGGCCUCAAGUCCUCACUCGGCUGCUUUCAUCUGCGAGUAUGCGCAGGUUCUGGGUUUCGCAGAUGGCUUCCGUCCAUUAGUCUGCUAGGCGAUUUGCUCAACUUGAGAAGAAUAGAAGGCACUAUGGAGCUGGCAGCGGAUCCAGGACCGAUUGAUCCUUCUGUCCUUACAUUGCAGGCCACACAUAGGACUGAGGACGUGUGGCGUGGCGUGGAUGUGCAGGUUGAUAGGUGUCGAGAGCACCUCCAUAGUUUGUCGCACGUGGAGGUGGACGAUAGAGUUUUAGCUUAUGUUAGAGCUCACGGUUUUUUUUUGAGUACACAGAUUGGUGGGUACUGUCCCACUUGAUAGAGCUCUAGUCACCGCUCUUCUUGAGCGUUGGAGGCAGGAGACUCACACAUUUCACCUCCCAGUUGGUGAGGUGACAGUGAUAUUGGGAGAUGUGGCUGUUUUGACUGGCUUACAAGUCCAUGGGAGAGCGGUGACAGGUACAGCAUGUCGGCCAUGGGUUGAGGAUGUGGAGCGAUGGUUGGGUGUUCACCCCCUUCUCCGAACAGACAUUCGUGGAUCAUCUCUGAGGAUGUCAUGGCUGAGGGAGCAUUUUGUUGUUAUUCCUCCAGAGGCAGAUGGGGUGAUGAUUCAGCAGCAUCCACGAGCAUACAUUUUGAUGUUUAUGGGAGCUUCCAUUUUUGCAGACAAGAGUGGGAAUGAGGUUCAGGUGUUGCCAUUGCCGAUGCUAGAGAUAUUUGAUGUAGCUGGACAUUUCAGUUGGGGUAGUGCCACUCUAGCGUAUCUUUAUAGGCAGCUCUGUCGAGGUUGUCAGAGUGAGAGCACGGAGGUUUUUUUUUUGCUUUUGUUACAGCUUUGUUCAUGGGAGUACAUUCACAUUGGGCAUCCCAUUAUAUCACGAUACCAUGGCUAGAUGGACUCCCACUUCAUGACCAGCCUCCACAUCUCCUUGGACCACGUCAUCGACGGAGCGAGGACCCUCUGGGGCGUCGAUGGCUAUUUGCUGAUCUUUGUCGCACAUCAUCGACUACUGGACUCGGUUUCUAUAGAGAUGCAUUUGAUCGCAUGUCGGAUGACUAGAUUACAUGGAUGCCAUAUACAGCCCAGAUGUUAGAGGAGUUGCCCCGACAGGACGAGCGCACUAUGAUAUAUGGCGAGCAUGUGUCCCGUUGAUCUUUUUUGACAUUGUUGAGCUUCAUUUUCCAGAUCGUAUACUGAGGCAAUUUGGCUAUGAGCAGGUCAUUCUAGUACCUGUCGACACAUGUGUAGAUCUCCAUAAGCUGGAUAGGCGUGGGAAGCCUAUAAAGGAUUGAUCGCUCAGACAUGUUAGAUACGUCACUGUGUGGGAGAGGCGAGCAGAACUUGUUGUGAUUGGGACGCCUACAUUCGUCCCAUCUAUCUGUGUAGGCUACAUGAGAUGGUAUUACAACAUCACACGGCUGUUUGUCUCUCCUUCUUUCAGACUCCCUACUCACCAUUACCAGCCUAGUUCCAUGACUUUAUACUUGACGACACGAGCAUUGCAGCGUAUACAUGAGCGAGCGACUACCACAGUUAAUGAUACACAUGACGUGGACAUGUACGGCCAGGUUCUGACGGCCAUCACUUCGUUGUGUUCAGAUGUGUUGGGCCGAGUGGACUAUGGACAUCUUAUACAUAUGACCCCCUCUCAGGAUUAUAUGGCAUCAACAUCAUCAGCAGCAGUGGUGGGUUCUACAUCUCAGACUCAGCGAGACAGAGUUGUUCUUCAACCACGACAGCGGCGUAGGUGUAUGCGUCAACAGCCACAACUCCAUGACGAAGACGAUCAAGAAGACCAUGAAAACUUGUGGUCUCUCUAUUAUUGAACUUAAUCAUGUACACCAAAUGUUGUAGAAACACUUCACUUUUUU